UCCCCUCCAGUCUUGCAGAGGUGUGCUGGCUCCUCCCCUUCAGUCUUGCACAGGUGUACCGGCUCCUCCUCUUCAGUCUUGCACAGGUGUACUGGCUCCUCCCCUCCAGGUCUUGCACAGGUGUACCGGCUCCUCCCCUUCAGUCUUGCACAGGUGUACUGGCUCCUCCCCUUCAGUCUUGUACAGGUGUACCAGCUCCUCCCCUCCAGUCUUGCACGGGUGUACCGGCUCCUUCUCUUCAGUCUUGCACAGGUGUACCGGCUCCUCCCCUUCAGUCUUGCACAGGUGUACCGGCUCCUCCCCUUCAGUCUUGCACAGGUGUACCAGCUCCUCCCCUUCAGUCUUGCACAGGUGUACCAGCUCCUCCCCCUUCAGUCUUGCACAGGUGUACCGGCUCCUCCCCUUCAGUCU
Molecule: messenger RNA, 411 nt
Organism: Staurois parvus
Lineage: Eukaryota; Metazoa; Chordata; Amphibia; Anura; Ranidae
Source: the annotation of a GenBank genome assembly